Molecule: messenger RNA, 2502 nt
Organism: Acanthochromis polyacanthus (spiny chromis)
Lineage: Eukaryota; Metazoa; Chordata; Actinopteri; Pomacentridae
Gene: eci2
Product: enoyl-CoA delta isomerase 2
Exons: 11
Coding region: 109-1302 (397 amino acids)
Molecular function (GO): fatty-acyl-CoA binding
Source: RefSeq, a predicted model, not a curated record
AGCGGUGUAAACAGCAGCUCAUAUAUUAGCUCGGCGGCGGCUAAGCUAGUUAGCUCUCCCCUCCCUCGGUCCGUCCCUCCGCUCUUUGGACCCCCGGAUCUGGAUUAAAUGGCUGGCGUGGCCCUGCAGUGCUGCUCUCUCUGGCGCUCAGUCAGAUUCAGAAGUUUGGUCACUUCCACCGUUCCCAGACUGAAGAUCCACACCACAGCGUCUCCUAUGAUGGCUGCCACCGUGGAGCAGUUCGAGCAGGCCAAGAGCAAACUGUCGACGCUGAAGAACGAUCCGGGGAACGAGGUCAAACUGAAGAUGUACGCUCUGUUCAAACAGGCCACUCAGGGUCCCUGCAACACUCCUAAACCAGGCAUGCUGGACUUUGUGAACAAGGUGAAGUGGGACGCGUGGAAGUCUCUGGGCUCCAUGUCACAGGACGAAGCCCGGCAGCAGUACUGCGACCUGGUCGGCUCCCUGGUGGCGGCAGAGGGGGGAAGCUCCGCCCAGGUGGCCGCACAGCCUGCUGGGAGCGAGGCGACCUACGAGACGCUGCUGGUCACCACGGAGGACAACAUGACCACCAUCAGACUGAACCGACCACACAAGAAAAACGCCAUCACAACCGAGAUGUACAACGACAUCGUUGCAGCUCUGGAGCAGGCGGCGAAAGACGACUCGGUCCUCACAGUUUUUACCGGUGCCGGGGAUUUCUACUGCAGUGGAAACGAUCUCUCCAACUUCACCAAGAUCCCAGAGGAAGGAGUGGAGCUGAUGGCCAAACAAGCAGGAGAUCUGCUGCGGAACUAUGUGAACGCCUACAUCGACUUCCCAAAGCCGCUGGUUGCCGUGGUGAACGGACCGGCAGUAGGAAUCGCCGUCACUACACUAGCACUGUUUGACCUGGUCUACGCUACAGAGAAGGCCACGUUCCACACUCCGUUCAGUCAGCUCGGUCAGAGCCCUGAGGCCUGCUCCUCCUACACCUUCCCCAAGAUGAUGGGCGUUGCCAAGGCCUCAGAGAUGCUGCUGUUCAAUAAGAAGCUGACGGCGACUCAGGCCUGUGAACUCGGACUCGUCACCGAGGUUUUCCCUGAAAGCAGCUUCCAGUCGGAGGUGUGGUCCAGACUGAAGGCCUACGCCAAGCUGCCUCCCAACUCCCUGGCUCUGUCCAAACAGCUGAUCCGGUCCAUGGAGAAGGAUCGUCUUCACGCCGUGAACGACGCCGAGGUGGAGCUUCUGGUGGAGCGCUGGACGUCUGACGAGUGCGUCAACGCCAUCAUGAGCUUCUUCCAGGCCAAAUCCAAACUUUGACGCAUCCUGAGGUCUGGUUCUAAUAAAAGCAGUUCUAAUCAGUUGGUUCUUCUGCUGGAGAACGUCAUUAAUUCUGCCUUUACCUUCACCGUGUCGUGCACCUCGAGAACAGAGAAAACAGGACUCUAACAAAACCCAGAACAUCCAGCUCUGACCCAGCAAACAUCUGUAGGAAACACACCUGGACUCAGAACCUGUUCUGUUUGUUCCUUCUGACGUGGAACCAUUGAGUGUUUAACUCUAGAUAUCAACUGGACGAUAUUCUCCUCUAGAUGGGACCAGUAGGACCUUAGACUAGCGGUUGAGGUGUUUCUGGAGGUAACGAUCAUCUCUGAAGUGUCCAGAAGAGUCGCCCUCUGGUGGCCGUUGGGAGGAACGCAGCUGAAGGUUCUCCUGUUUUAGUUUCAGAUCCAGAAACUUCCUCCGUCUUUCUUCAGCUCUGAUCUGUCUUCAGAUUUGUUUGCUCAGAACUGUCCUUUCUACAGAAAAACGCCAACAAAUUCAAAGCCUAAAACCUAAAAUAACACAUUCCAUCAGAGUUCUCCUCCUCCAGUCAGUAUUUAGUAGAACUUCUGAUCCUGGUGGUCUCCAUCAGUCUGAACAUCUGGACCUCCUCCUUCUUCAUAAACAGUUAAACUCUGUCAGGUUCCUCAGGGAUCCUGAUCAACAGAACUUUGGCUGACGGCGCCCCCUACUGGUGACGCUACGCAGCUCAAGGAAACAAAUUUUACAGUAUUUUAAAAAAUGAGCUUGGACACUUUUUAUGGAGAUGCAGAAGUUCAGACCUUAGAAUCUGAUUAGAUUCAGGAUUUAAUUUGGAAUUUGACAUUUAAUUCAGGAUUCAAUUUAAGAUUAAAUUCAGGAUUUUAUUUAGUGUUCAGGAUUUAACUCAGGAUUUAUUUUGAGAUUUGAUUUAGGCUUCAGGAUUUAUUUUAAUUCAGGAUUCCGUUCUAUAUUUGGGAUUUAAUUCAGGAUUUAUCUGAGGAUUAGUUCAUCUCUUGCUGUGGAAACAGGCGGAGCUUCGUUAACUCGUUUUAGUUUCUGAUCUCACUCUGUUCGGACGUUUUUAUUUGGUUCCAACAACGACAUUGAAGGAGUCGGUUUGUGUUUUAGCAGUUUUUAGUCAAAGUGCCUUCAGCGAUUUUAAAGUCUUGAUCUUUGUUUGUUUUCUGUCUAUUGAAUAAAAGUUUUAAUUUCUAA